Molecule: messenger RNA, 4115 nt
Organism: Nanorana parkeri
Lineage: Eukaryota; Metazoa; Chordata; Amphibia; Anura; Dicroglossidae
Gene: MYO3B
Product: myosin IIIB
Exons: 35
Coding region: 1-4065 (1354 amino acids)
Biological process (GO): protein phosphorylation
Cellular component (GO): myosin complex
Molecular function (GO): cytoskeletal motor activity; ATP binding; protein kinase activity
Source: RefSeq, a predicted model, not a curated record
AUGCAGCAGUACCUCUUCUGUGCUGCAAGAUGUCCUCAGUCUUCCGGGUUGAGUGACACCCAGAGAUUGGAUGAUACCGGAGAAGAACAAAAAGAACCCAGCGCAUCACUUGACCAGACAGAAGACACUGGAAAGUGGAAGUCAUUGUUUGGACUGUUCCCUUAUAAUCCAAAUAUGAUUGGACUAGAAUCCCUUGCCGACCCCUCGGACACCUGGGAAAUUAUUGACACUAUUGGAAAAGGUACAUAUGGAAAGGUUUACAAAGUCAGUAACAAGAAAGAUGACAGUCUGGCCGCUGUAAAGAUCUUGGAUCCGAUCAGUGAUAUUGAUGAGGAGAUUGAGGCAGAGUAUAACAUACUGCAGUCACUUCCCAACCAUCCAAAUGUGGUCAUGUUUUAUGGAAUGUAUUAUAAGGCUGAUCAGUAUGUUGGAGGACAACUUUGGCUCGUUCUAGAGCUGUGUAAUGGUGGAUCUGUCACCGAUCUGGUAAAGAGCAUACUGACGUGUGGACAGAGACUAGACGAAGCCAUCAUUUCCUACAUUCUAUAUGGAGCCUUACUGGGUCUCCAGCACUUGCACAAUAAUAGAAUCAUCCAUCGUGACGUGAAAGGGAACAAUAUACUUCUGACAACAGAAGGAGGAGUCAAGCUGGUUGACUUCGGGGUCUCAGCACAGCUCAAUAGUGCACGUCUUCGCAGAAAUACGUCUGUGGGUACUCCUUUCUGGAUGGCGCCAGAGGUCAUAGCCUGUGAACAGCAGUAUGAUUACUCGUAUGAUGUGCGCUGUGAUGUCUGGUCCCUGGGGAUUACAGCCAUUGAAUUGGCUGAUGGAGACCCGCCUUUGUCUUCCAUGCAUCCAGUCAAAGCUCUGUUCAAGAUUCCCAGGAACCCUCCUCCUACCCUGCUUCAUCCAGAACAAUGGUGCAGAGGAUUCAGCCACUUUAUUGCACAGUGUCUUAUUAAGGACUUUGAAAAAAGGCCAUCAGUCAUCCAUCUACUGGAGCAUCCAUUCAUCAGACAGGCACACGGCAAAGACAUGGCCUUACAGAAACAGCUGGCUAGACUCAUUGCCACCCAACAGCAGUCUGGUUCCAUAGCAAAAACCAGGUAUGAAAGGAUGCACACCAGACGGCCCUAUGUCCCGCAGACAAAGGAAAAUACCUGCCUUGAUGAUGAUUUGGUCAACCUGGAAGUUCUCAACGAGGAAACCAUUGUACAUCAGUUACAGACACGAUUUGCUGACUUGCAGAUUUACACAUAUGUCGGAGAUAUUUUAAUAGCUUUAAAUCCAUUCCAGAAUCUCAGCAUUUAUUCCCCACAGUUCUCCAAGCUGUAUCAUGGAGUCAAACGUGCCUCAAACCCUCCACAUAUAUUCGCAACUGCAGAUGCUGCGUAUCAAGGAAUGGUCUCUUUCAGCAAAGAUCAGUGCAUUAUUAUAAGUGGAGAGAGUGGAGCAGGGAAGACAGAAAGUGCUCAUCUCAUUGUGCAGCAUCUGACCUUCCUUGGAAAGGCAAAUAACCGAACUCUGCGCGAAAAGAUCCUACAAGUUAACCCUUUGGUUGAAGCCUUCGGAAACGCCUGCACUGUGAUCAAUGACAACUCCAGCCGGUUUGGAAAAUAUCUUGAAAUGAUGUUUACACCAACAGGGGCCGUAAUGGGUGCAAAGAUCUCUGAAUACCUGCUGGAAAAAUCCCGGGUUAUUAAACAGGCUGUGGGUGAGAAAAAUUUUCACAUAUUUUACUACAUCUAUGCCGGACUUUAUCACCAUAGAAAGCUCUCCGAAUAUAACCUACCAGAAAAUAAGCCUCCUAGAUAUAUUGACAACGAGGCGGGUUCAGUGAUGCAAGAUAUCAUAUCUAAAGAAUCUUACAGAAGGCAGUUUGCAGCAAUCCAGCAUUGUUUCAGGAUUAUCGGAUUUUCUAAUGAAGAGGUCCAUUCAGUGUACAGGAUUCUGGCUGGAAUACUAAACACAGGAAACAUUGAAUUUACUGCCAUUUCCUCCAAGCACCAGACAGACAAGAGCGAGGUUCCGGAUGGAGAAGCCUUAGAAAAUGCUGCUGUCCUUCUCAGCAUUGGUGCAGAAGAAUUCCAGGAGGCGCUCACCUCACAUUGUGUAGUAACAAGAGGGGAGACCAUCAUACGCACUAAUACAGUAGAUAAAGCUGCUGAUGUCAGGGACGCCAUGUCCAAAGCUUUGUAUGGCAGACUUUUCAGCUGGAUUGUGAACCGAAUCAAUACUCUGCUCCAGCCAGACAAAAAUAUAUGCAAUGCCGAGAGUGGCAUGAACGUGGGCAUCCUAGAUAUUUUUGGAUUUGAAAACUUCAAACGGAACUCAUUUGAGCAGCUUUGCAUUAACAUUGCCAAUGAACAAAUCCAGUUUUAUUUUAAUCAGCAUAUAUUUGCCCUGGAACAGUUGGAAUAUCAGAGUGAAGGAAUAGAUGCUGCCCUGGUGAAGUAUGAAGAUAAUCGUCCCCUCUUGGACAUGUUUCUACAGAAACCGAUGGGUCUGCUUUCCUUGCUUGAUGAGGAGAGCAGAUUUCCCCAAGCGACAGAUCAGACAUUAGUUGAUAAAUUUGAAGACAAUCUGAGAUUGAAAUACUUCUGGAGGCCAAAACGUGUUGAGCUUUGUUUCGGUAUCCAACAUUAUGCUGGGAAGGUACUAUAUGAUGCCUGUGGAUUUCUUGAGAAGAACAGAGACACUCUGCCAGCUGACAUUGUGGUUGUGCUGAGGACAUCAGAAAAUAAGCUUCUUCAGCAGCUCUUCUCAAGCCCACUGACAAAAACAGGUAACUUGGCUCAAUCAAGAGCACGGGUGACAGCAGCUUCGAGAUCCCUACCACCUCAAUUAAAUGCUGGGCGUAUUAAGGUAGACACUAUGGAAAUGAUGAGACAUCCAGAAGAAACAACCAAUAUGAAAAGGCAAACAGUGGCUUCAUAUUUUAGGUACUCCUUAAUGGAUCUUUUGUCAAAAAUGGUGGUUGGACAGCCCCACUUUGUGCGCUGCAUCAAACCGAAUGAUGAUCGAGAAGCGAUGAAGUUCUCAAGGGAUCGAGUGCUUAUGCAACUGCGUUAUACAGGCAUUCUGGAGACUGUUAACAUCCGGAGACAAGGAUAUUCUCACCGCAUUUUAUUUGAAGAGUUUUUAAAAAGGUACUAUUAUCUUGCCUUCAAAGCACAUCAAAAUCCCCCUGCCACAAAAGAGAGUUGUACUGCCAUUCUAGACAAGGCCAGGCUUGACAACUGGGUUCUUGGAAAAAGUAAGGUGUUCUUGAAAUAUUACCAUGUAGAACUAUUAAAUCUCCUUUUGCGAGAAGUCAUCGGACGAGUAGUGGUGAUGCAAGCCUAUACCAAAGGAUGGCUCGGAGCGAGAAGAUACAAGAAAGUUAAAGAGAAAAGGCAGAAGAGUGCCACCUGCAUUCAAGCUGUAUGGAGAGGAUAUGACACUCGGAAAAAAAUCCAGGAAAUAAGAAGCAGAAAAAACAAGGCUGCUACUGUUAUUCAAGCAGCUUUCAAGGGCUAUAUUGCGAGGAAGAAUUACAUUGUCCUGAAGCAUAGCAAUGGCUUACCUCUCGCAGAUGAUAUGUCAGACAAUAAAAGCCCUAGUAAUUACUGUACACAGUGGCAAGAGAACUGCGUCCCAAGCCAUUUCACAGAGCCCAAGCACCGGGACAAGCAGUCAGGGCAGGAUUUGGAUGUGUGUCCAAACAUAAUGGCCAAUAUGAAUGAUUCAGAAGUUGUUGCAAGUAAUCGGUAUUCGAAUUCUCGUGAAUCUUGCAGAAGUACAGGUUCAGAAAUAUUUAUUGAGAAGAAGUUGAGGACCAGAAGACGCUGUCAACAGCCCAAAGCUCUGAACAGUCCCGAGGACAGCUUGUACUACAACCACAUUAAUGGAACUCUAGACUAUCAAGGGAGCAAGAGGAAGCCGAGAAAACUUGGCCAAGUCAAAGUUCUAGACAGAGAAGAUGAAUAUUACAAACUGUUGUCAACUGCUGACUCAAUUCCUGAGGAGGAUCUUUCUGUUUGCUCUCCUUUGGCACAGCAAGAAAUGUUUUUUGCCUCUAGCUAAACCUCUGUUCUCUAAUCCACGCUAUUUUGGAAACGGUAAGAAUAUGUUAU